Molecule: messenger RNA, 1635 nt
Organism: Nerophis lumbriciformis (worm pipefish)
Lineage: Eukaryota; Metazoa; Chordata; Actinopteri; Syngnathiformes; Syngnathidae
Source: RefSeq, a predicted model, not a curated record
AUGCCGGGAGUCGUGGAUCGGAUGGAGCUGAGGAAAGUCGCCACAGAGGCCGACGACGACAGCACGGACAGCUUGGAUGACCGUUUCGCUGACACCAUCGAUUCGGAAAAGGCUACUAUCAACAGUCAGUUCCUGGAUGACAUGGAUGACGGAGAGAGCCAGAAGUUUCUGACCAAUGGAAUGAUGAAGAAGAAGAAAUAUGAAGAGUACCAUGAAGAAUAUCAUCCGGGCCAUACAUCCUUUGGAAUGUCGGUCUUCAACUUAAGUAACGCCAUAAUGGGCAGCGGCAUCCUAGGCCUCUCCUACGCCAUGGCCAACACUGGCAUUAUACUAUUUACACUCCUACUCAUCGCUGUUGCCGUCCUGUCUUUGUAUUCUGUGCAUCUGCUUCUGAUGACAGCUAAAGAGGGAGGAUCCCUCAUCUAUGAAAAGCUAGGAGAAAGGGCAUUCGGGUGGCCUGGAAAAAUAGCUGCAUUUGGAUCUAUUAUCAUGCAAAAUAUUGGAGCCAUGUCAAGCUACCUCUUUAUCGUCAAAUACGAGCUGCCAGAAGUUAUUCGGGCUUUCUUGGGUUUAGAAGAAAGUUCCGGUGAAUGGUACCUUAACGGAAACUACCUGGUGAUCUUUGUAUCCCUCGGCAUUAUUUUUCCCUUGUCUCUGCUUAAAAACCUGGGCUAUCUGGGCUACACAAGUGGUUUUUCGCUUUCCUGCAUGGUGUUCUUCUUGGGAGUCGUGAUCUACAAAAAAACUCAGCUACCGUGCCCUCUGCCAUUCCUGGACAACCCGUCGGCCAACCUAAGCAUGAACUCCUCGCAGAUGGCGGGCUUGUACUCGUUCCACAACCGCUCGGCGCAGAUGGACUUCUCCCGGGCGGACGUGUCGCCGGCGGUCACAGAAAUUCACCCCGUCCACGCCGGCGUCCACGUCGAGCCGCACCACGACGAGGACAUGUGCACGCCCAAAUACUUUAUCUUCAACUCGCAGACUGCCUACACUGUCCCCAUCCUGGCCUUUGCCUUUGUGUGCCACCCUGAGGUGCUGCCCAUCUACAGUGAGCUAAAAGAUCGCAGCAGAAAGAAGAUGCAAAACGUCUCCAACCUGUCUAUCUUGGCGAUGCUCGUUAUGUAUAUGAUGUCGGCACUAUUUGGCUACCUCACUUUUUACGAAAACGUGGAGGCUGAGCUGCUUCACACCUUCACCAAGGUUUACAAGUUUGACACCCUGCUACUCUUGGUGCGCUUGGCUGUGCUCACAGCCGUCACGUUGACUGUUCCUAUUGUGCUUUUUCCGAUCCGUUCGUCCAUCACAACUCUGCUAUUCAGCGGCCGAGGGUUCAGCUGGCCUCGCCACAUGCUAAUCGCCGCCUGCAUCUUGAUCUUCAACAACAUGCUAGUCAUCUUCGUCCCGACUAUCCGAGACAUCUUCGGCUUCAUCGGUUCCUCGGCAGCUACUAUGCUCAUCUUUAUCCUCCCCGCGGCCUUCUACCUCCGCUUGGUGAAGUCGGUACCUCUCCGUUCCCCUCAGAAGAUCGGGGCGGCCGUCUUCCUAGUCGUGGGAAUCGUCUUCAUGAUUGGCAGCCUGUCACUCAUAGUCCUCGACUGGAUCCACAAUCCACCUGGUUCCAGUGGGGGGCACUAA